This is a messenger RNA of Drosophila willistoni, 520 nucleotides long. RefSeq lists its product as uncharacterized. The transcript has 2 exons. The record is from RefSeq and is a predicted model, not a curated record. Bases 193 to 465 code for a protein of 90 amino acids. NCBI's taxonomy places the organism in Eukaryota, Metazoa, Arthropoda, Insecta, Diptera, Drosophilidae.
GAAGUUAUCAAAUUCACGAGCACAAAAAAGUACAUCGUUAGAUAAGAAUACGGCGGAAUUGUAUUGUAUUAAUAUAUGUUAGCUUCGUAUCAGUUAGAGAGAAGCCAGGCCAAAAGUACGAGUAUAUAAAGAUUCGCAUUUCGACUUUCUAACCAACAUUCAGUUUCACUUGAGUUCCCUCCUCUGAUCAAUAUGAAAGCUGCUCUGAUUGCUGUCCUCUUCUUGGCAUUCGUCGCCGCCGUCUUGGCCGACUGUAACCCAAAUGUUGAUGGAAAGCCCGCUUCCUGUGCCGGAGUUCGUGGUGUAGUCAACUACAGGAACAACUUUGAUCCCACUCACUACUGGCAAUGUAAUGGUGACACCACCGUCGAAUCCGUUGCAUGCGGUAAUGGUGGAUUCUUGACCUCCGCCAACGAUUGCGUUUCAUGGUCCGAAUGGUCCUGGGAGCCCGUGUGUUCGAGCUAAAUAUACUUGGAUUAUGACCGAAUGAAUGAAUGAAUAAAGCAAAUAACUUCCUAAA